Messenger RNA from Ectocarpus siliculosus, 4053 nucleotides. The record is from the annotation of a GenBank genome assembly. Lineage: Eukaryota; Phaeophyceae; Ectocarpales; Ectocarpaceae.
AUGAGACACGGGGGAGGAGGGGUGUUUGGACAAAUGUGCAGACGGUCGAUGAAAAGUAAAGAAGCUCGGAGGCCACAGGCUGCGAGUGCCGAUGCCCGCAGGGGCGGAGUCGUCCGGCCGGAAAGUGCCCGGGGGGGGCUCAGGGGAAGGGGCUCAGGUGUCGCCGCCAUCGAUGGUGAUGCGGCAGGGGGUGGCGAAGGAGAUGGGGCGGGUGCCCUUGGCCGUGAUGUGCACCGUGUCCUACAGGAGGUCACACCCGCCCCCGUUAGUGCCGCGAUCCCAGCCACCGAACCCCCCGUGGUCGCGGUGCCGACCACCGAAGCCCCCGUCAUCGUGGUGCCGACCACCGAAGCCCCCGUGAGUCCGGCCCUAUCUACCGAUUCACCCAUCAGCCCGGUCCUGACCACCCAAGCCCCCAUCAGUCCAGUCCUAUCCACCGAGCCCCCCGCAAGUGCGACCACCGACACUCCCGCAAUCCCAACCACUGAUCCCCCCGUGGAGGAUGAGACGCCGGCCCCCGCCACCACCGACCUAACGCCGACCGUGCUGCCGACCCCCUCCGCCGAGGAGACGACCGUCGCGCCGAGCGCCGACGACGAGGAAACGCCCGCGCCGUCGAUCCCGGACGACGACGACGAGGAAGCCACCCCGACGCCCACGUCUGAAGCCACCACCGACGGGUCGUCGUCGCCGGCCCCGAGCGCCUCCCCGGCCCCGACCGUCGAGGGAACGGCUACCCCUGCGCCAACCGUCGACGGUUCCACCGCCGCCGGGAUCACGCUGCAGCCUGGGGAGACCCUCGCUCCGGGAGCUACCCUUGCCCCCGUGGUGACCCUCGCGCCGGGGGAGACCCUCGCUCCUGGAGCAACCCUUGCGCCGGGGGAGACCCUUGCGCCGGGGGAGACCCUAGCGCCGGGGGAGACCCUAGCGCCGGGAGAGACCCUCGCGCCGGGGGAGACCCUAGCGCCGGGGGAGACCUUUGCCCCCGUGGUGACCCUCGCGCCGGGGGAGACGCUCGCCCCCGGCACCACGCGGGCGCCGUCGCUCGCGGCCGUCGGGGCGACGCCGAGCCCUUCGGAGGGCGUGACCGCGCUCCCCGUGACGGCGUCGCCGACGGACGCGGCGUCGGAGGUGGAGGAGGCACUGGACACGACAGGGGAGGCGGCUUCGACGACGGCGACGGUGGCGGUGGCGACGACGGCGGCGGCGGCCACGGUUGCCGCCACGACGGCCACGACGACGGUGGCGACCACGGCUGCCACGACCACGGCCACGACCACCGUCUCCACCGUCGCCUCCGCGGCGGCGACCGGGGGCGGGACCGGGGGCACCUCCAGCGCCGUCACCACCACCGCCACGACGGCCACGACGGCCACCGGCGCCACCGGCGGCACCACCACCGGCGCGACCAUGACGACCACCGGGGGCUUCGUGCCCGACGGGUCGUCCGCGGUGACUAACAACGCCGGCACUUCGGGGGCGAACAACACGAGCACCUUGGGCGGGUACGGAACUGACCCGAGCUCGGUCUCGACGCGAAGCCCGGGGGCCACGCUUGGUCUGCUGAUGGUCUUCCAGAUGCAGUUCGUGAGCCUCCUGAGGAUGAUGGAAGCCAACAUUACGACACCCUUCAUGAACUUCCUCGACAGCCUCAAGUGGAUGAACCUGCACUUCGAGGUGGACAUCAGCUUCUUGAGCUGUGACGAAGAGGAAACCAGGUUUAACUGGUCGAACGACGACAACGGCACCUGGGCGCUCAACACUUUCCUGGUGUUCUUCCUCCUGCUGGUGCUGAUCAUCCUCCACAUCCUGCUCGUCUCCUACCUCGAAGCCGCGUGGCUCUCUCAGGCAAAUGCCAUCCACAGGCAUAGGCUGGCAAUUUUGCGUCAGCGCUCAUCGGAUGAGGCGGCAGCCCCGUUCGACGGGCGCACGGAGGCCGCCUACGCCAAGUACCUGGACGCCCAGAACCACGACAGGGACCUCUACGAGCAGGAGCAGGUGUCCACGGAGCGCUUCCUCAAGAGGCACCAUUCGGUGUGGAUGUACUUCCCCCAUGUCGAGCUCCUCUUCCUGCUCUUCGCCUACCAGGGAGCGUCGGCUGCCGAGGCGCGCAUGAUCUACUCCGGCUGCUUCCCCCUGGUCGUCAUGGGGAUCUGCGCUCUGAUCGUGUUUCCCGUCUUGAUGUUCAUCUACGUGAGCCGUAUCGUGUGGAGCCGCGUGCGCCCGGACAACUCUCCCCUGCGGUACGAGCCCAACCCCAACGCCGGCAAGGGCUGCUUCCUCUUCAAGGCCUGCGGGGGCUUCUGCAAGGCGUGGACUAGUGGGUCCUCGAUGUUCGAGUGGGCGGACAAGGGGCAGUGGGCCUCCAAGAACAACGAGGACGUCGAUCUCGACAGCCGCAAGUUCCGCAUCGGCUUCGAGCCGCUGUUCGUGGACUACACGCAGAAGGGCACGCUCUACGUGACGUUCCUCCUGUUCGAGUGGCUGUCCUUCGGCCUCAUCGCUGGCUUCGUGACCAACGGUACCAUCCAGACGGGGGCCGUCUGCUUCAUCUACGUGCUGGACUUCCUCAUCCUGGUGUGCCUCAAGCCGUUCUCCAACUCGAUCAUCCAAUGCUUCACCACCAUGACGGUUUUAGCCGACGCCAUUACUCUGGGGCUCAUGUUCUACGCGACUUUCCUGGAGCCAGACGACGACGAUGACGCGGAUCGGCUCGAGCUCGUGUACGCCGGGGCUCUCCUGGUCCAGACCUUGGCUAUCCUGUUCUUCGUGAUACCGCUCUACCUUGACGCUUUCAUCACCAUCGUCGGAACGCUCUGCAAGAAGUGCUCGCAGCUCGCGAAGGGGACAACCUCCAAGUUCAAGGCUCCGAUCAAGGGAAGCAGCUCGGAGACCGCCUCCAUCUUCUGCGCUCUCGUGCGCGAGAACUUCGUCGGCUGCGUCAAGUCAACCUGGAGGGGGCCCACGUACAACCCCGUCCAAACAGAACUACAGCGCCGGCGUUCGAGCUUGCUCUUGCCGGAGUUCCAGGAGGGGCAGUCCUCGGAUGAGGAAACGGCGAACCCGCACUUCGGAAAGAGGCCGUCGGGGCCUGUUCACCCAACAGGCCCUCGCCGACACGCCGGGAGAGCGCCGACCACCAACGCCCUCGAAGAUUUUUCGACCCACGGCCCAGGUGGCCAAGCAGGCACCGUUUCUCACCAGCGUGGUAGAAGCAGCGCAAGCACCAAUAGCCGCGGGACUGCUAGCGUACGUGGUACUAGUAGCCACGGGGGCUCUAACGCCACCGGUUCUGUGCAGCGCAGCAGGGGCAGCACGAGCAGCGUCGUUAGCGGACCUGCCAGCCCCAACUCGACAUACAGCAGGGAGGGGAUAAACCACGACGCGAAGACGUAGUAUCGCUGCUGUUGGCUUGCGCCGUGGCCUUUCCUGACUCCGUUCCUUGUGACGAACGAGGCAACGUGAUGUUGUGCCAUGGGGGGAAGAUUUGAUUGGUGCGUCUGUUGUGUGCGAUCGACUAUUUAGACUCCUGCUGUGUGUGCAUGUGUAUGAUAACUACUGUCUUUUGUUCGCGGUGGAUGUGGUUGCAUGAUUGGGCGGUCUUCAAGGAGACCCAAAGUUGGUGUGCUAUCUAGAUUAUGCAACAACAGCGGUAAGAGUAGCUGUAGCUGUCCUUGCUUGGGGGGGCGAGAUGGCGAACCUCCAUUUUUCUGGCCGUUCGACCAGUUACAAUCAGAAUCGGGUCCAUCAAAUUGCUUGUUUUCGUGUGCGUCGACGGCGAACGACACUUGAAACGGUAGUACCAUGGUAGCAAAUAGUUAUCGACCCGAUACUCUGCGGUUCCCGGAAUGAUGGGAAACUUUACGUAUGCAACAGGUUUCCCAGGCCGUUGGUCUGCCUCCCUGAAAGCCCGGCAGGGAGAAUACAAGAAACGUUGUGUCGAUGUUUUGGAUCCUGUGCGUGUUUUGAGUGUGUGUGUCAGAGUUUGGUGAGUGGUGGGGGUCCUAACGAGGCUAAAAACAAGGAAAAAACUGUCCCCGAGACGUUCGGAUG